Messenger RNA from Besnoitia besnoiti, 4380 nucleotides. RefSeq lists its product as uncharacterized. The transcript is spliced from 6 exons. Lineage: Eukaryota; Apicomplexa; Conoidasida; Eucoccidiorida; Sarcocystidae. Bases 1 to 4380 code for a protein of 1459 amino acids. The record is from RefSeq and is a predicted model, not a curated record.
AUGGGGCUCCUGGCCGGUGCUAGAAGUCCUGCACCGCCGGCUCUGCUGACGAAGGCAGCGCCUGCGGACUCCGGGUGCCGGGGGCCCUCUGAAACGCAGAGGCGCUUUUCUUCGGUGCAGAAGGGCGAAGCGGACGAGGCGCCUCCGUCGACGUUCGCCAAACUUCCGCGUUUUUGGGUCGUGUUGGUCUUAUUCGUGGGACAGGCAGUGUCGGUCUUCUGUCUCGGCAGUGUCUUCGGUUUUGUGUUCUUGGGAGACUAUUUGCGCAACAGGGAGCAUCCUUCUCGUUCCUCGUUGUCGCAUUCUUCGCUGCCUGCUGCCGUCUCGCCGCUCCCGACCUCCAGAGGCCCGGUCCCCUCUGCGCCUUUCUCUCGUCGCCCCUCUCUGUCGCCUCGUCAGUCCGCGGAUGUCCGCAGUGAAAGCGAGGAGAAAGCUUCGGCGCCUUUCUCCACAGCCGAUGAGGGCAUGCUCCCUGUCAACUUUGGCGAGCUCUUUGACAGCUGGGACUCGCCCUUCUCCCUAGCAGCAGCGCCGCACUCCUCUGUUGACGGCGGUGACGAGGGCGCACCGUUCAUUUUUGCUCCCGCCGAUCCGCUUCGGAGUCCCUUUUUGUCGGCCUCCUUCGCCUCCGAACUUGCCAGGCCGUCACAGCCGCGGGCCCCGUUGAGCUCGCUGCUUGCAGCGCUCGCGCCUGGCGAGCGCCGCCGCCGUCUGGAAGCUCGGGACGAGUCAGAGCCCCUCAAAGGGUCCCCGGGCGCAGACGAGGCAACUGCGAAGGCUUCCCCCGCUGGCGUCGCUGGGCCUGCCGGGCCCGUCGGAGGCGACCUGAAGGGGUUUGAAGCCUCGCUUGGCCUCAAGGGGCCUGAAGCCCCGCCUGUCUUCAGGGGGUCGGCAGAUGUGUGGCGGUCUCAGCCGCGGGGAAGACGCUCUUCAUUUGCCGUCUGGGAUAUGAGCGGCGAAGACGCAGACGUGUUUGACGGCUACGCAAAUGAGGAUCAAUUGAGAGAAAUGUGGAGCAAGCACUCGGGGAGCAUGGACGAUGACGACUACGAGGACGACGACCCAGCCACGCUGGCAGCGCCUGCGUUCUUUGAGCGAGUCGGCAGGCCCGGCUACGCCAGCACCCACUCCAAGUCCGGUAGCGCCGAGUCCCCAGGCGAGCACAAAGGCAGCGCAGAGGGCCCGAGCGACAGCAAGACAGGUAGCGCCGCCGGCGCACUGCGCGUGGGGUCGCCGAAGGAGGGCCGCUUGUACUCUCACGAAGAGAGUCUUUCCGGCCAGAUGCGGUCCCCCCAUGCGUCGCCGUCCCCAUCCGGGCCGCGCGGCGGGGUCGCCCCCGGCGCUCCUGAGCAACCGUUGGCGUCAGGGCAGUCCAGCGACUCCUCUGCAGCCAGGGGCGCGCAGCAGAGUGAGGGUGACGCGGCGCGGAGAACCCCCCCGUCCGCGGGCGGGGCCUCCGGGGCCGCGACCAAGGUUCAGGAGGGCGGCGCAGGUGGCGACGGCGCAGACAGGCGUGCCCAAGUUUCGCCGACUGAGAGGCACGCCACGAGCGCGGAAACACCGAUAGGGCAGGACCCAUCGUCAGGCACCGCGAGGGCACCAGAGCCCGCCGCGGGCGGUGCAGCGGGAGGCAGAGACGGCCCAAGAGUCAACAGCGCUGGCACGUCGACGCUUGAACUUAAUCCGGACGAGACCGACAAACACAAGAAAAGACCCCCGUCCAAGCGUUCCAUCAGCAAGACACGAAAAGGAAGAAAAGACAAGUCGCACAGGUCCCGAUCGAACGACGUCAGCCCUGCAAGCCAGGGAGUCCUCCAGCGCAUGUGGAUCACGCGCGAGAGGCUCGGAAAGCUUGCGAAGAAAAAAUUAAGGAAGUUCCACAGCGCGAUGACACGGCGACACGUCUGCAAGUACCUCAAAUCCAACCAGCAGUACCGCGUCUGGUUCACCCUCGCAGUGCUCUUUGGACUGGAGUGGCCCUUCUACUCGUACUCCGAUGGAGGCGGCGCUCGGUUCCUUCGAGCACUUCUCGAUCAAACGCGGAGCUUCGGUCCGCCAGUGAACUCGAGUUCUCUCGUCCGGAGGCGGUACGAGGAAUUCCGCGACUGCGGCAUGCCUCAGGCCUUUGAGCACGGGCUGACCCUGCUCGUGGACGCCUUGCCGUCCGGCGCCGAGCUCCCAGACGUCCUGAAGGCUGCGGCGCAGCACACCACCUUCCGCAAGGUUCUCUUCGCCAUGGGAGACGUGCACGUCCCCUUCGACGGUCGAGACAGUCUCGUUCACGUCUUCGAUAUGGUGGAAGACGCGAUGGGGCUUGCGUGGGGAAAAGACGUCUUUCUCGGAAAAGAACCAUCUGCGAACACCGGUUUCAAACCCUUCACUCCGGAUGAGCUGUACUACAAGUACAUCUUCGCCUUCAGCGAAAGCCGCCGGUACUUCUCCAUGGUCCUUCUCCUCAGCCGAGCCAUGCGUCAACACGUCAGCCAGAAGCCACACAACGGUAUCAUCCUUCUCCUCGUUGAGCAGCCUCAAGUGCUGAGUGGGAUCCCAUCCUCAUUUUCCAACGGCUCCAAUGCGCGCGAGGCGCCUACGUAUCCUGCGUACCGCGGGUCGGGCUUGCGGCGGCUCUCCGCGCAGUGGAGCAGUCCCAGCGGACGCAGAGACCCUGGGGCGCCACUGGCGGGGCGUGAGCCUUUGGUCGUACGGGAAACUGACCAAGAAUCGUUUCAGCGUCUGCAAGAUUUCCAGUUGCUUCAAGAGCAAGUCCGGCAGAGUGUCCUGAUGAAGCUGGAAAGCGCGAUCGUCAGAUUCUACCCGACGAGCAAAACGAUAAGGAGGGAUAUUGUGACCCUCCCGGAUGUCCGCGUCUCUGGAUUCUUCGCGCGAUCCGCGGAGGGCCGAACUCACGAGAAGGGACUGGCAGGUCUGGAAAUUGACUUCGAUCUCAUGGAGAAGUUCAAGAAGCAGACGCCCCCGAACGGCGUGUUGAUCCAGGUUACCCUUCUGGACUCCUGGGCAACACAGCCUAUCGAAAAGUGGCCAGAUGUCAUGGAUCCCUCGAAGACGCUUGUCUCUUCGUACACCGCCACGCAGCUGCUCAAAUCGGAGCUGAUGUGGGACCAGUCACUCUCCACUUUCGAAUGGGGCAGAACGAAGUUCAUCUACUCGACUAUCUCUGAGGUGUUUGAGUACGAGAAGAUUGACAUAGUCAACCGCAUUGCGUUCGACCCAGACAUUCAGGUGAUGCUUCUUCAGAGCUACAGCGAUUUCGCAGUGAAUGGAAAGGAAGAAGGUAUGCUCGCCAAGAUCGUGGAAGUCCUCCAGCGCAAGCCCCUGGGCCACUCCGGAGUCCCCCGAGAGUUCAGCCCUGACCGCAUCGUUCUACAGGGGACGGCAACCCCCCUGGACCGCCACGGCGGCGGGAAGGGGCCGCUGUACAGGAAGAUGCAGUUUGGUGCAGGAAUCGACUAUGCUGAGGUUUUAGAAGUUGAGAAGGCGAUCAGAGAGCACACCAUCAUGCUUCACAUCAAGAUUGUCGGGCUCGGGCACGCGGCCGCGGAGGACUGGCGGGGCCUCAAGGCGCAUGAAAUCCUCAAUCGCUUGGCUCAACGAUUCAGGGGAACCUUCGAGAUUCACUACGUCAAUCCGGGCAAACCGCCGCAAAGCCCUCAGAUUGCCGCUCGGUCAGCCAAAUGUGCCACAGGAAUCCCCGAGUGGAUUCUCGCAGUGGCUGUUCUAGCUACGGCGUCGUUCUUCGUCAUUUUCAUCAUUCUUUUGAUGUAUCAUCGGCAGCUGGACGUGCCCUGGUGGCUCUCCUGCUGGUGUAGCCGCUUUUCGCCGUGGGAGAAGGACGCCUGCGACAAGGGGAGCAACUGCUCAAGCGAUACGGAAGACAGUACAGGAGAAGGAGAUCCUGAUCAUAGUUCAGCUGCAAGUGGCGCGGACGACGAAUCAGGCAAAGCGCGGCUCAUGACACACAUAACUGAAGAGGAGUACGCUUGGGCGGAUGACUCUUUCUCCCGUGGCGCGCCCCGCCAGCGCAUGCCUGGAUCUGGCAGCGCCUCGUUUGAUCAUGCUGCCCAUUCUGGGUUACGGUCGCCCUACGUCAGCGGGCCCAAAUCUGGCGGUGGCGGUCGCAGUUCCUCUGCCGAACUCGGUGCGGUGUUCAGCCCUAGCUCAUCAACUUCGAGUCUAGGGGUCCCACGUAGCGGCGCAAGAGGAUAUGAUGAUCCCAGUAUGGGUCACCCCGUCACUCCUCCAAGCCAUUUGAACUCAAUACCGGUUGUGCGCACGCCAACGCUAACGAAAGCUGUGUCACGGCGGCUAGGAGCUGAAUCCGGAUUCGUCACUCCUACGAAUCGUGGAAAUGGCGCAGAGUAA